ACAGAAGAGGGAGGCCUGGGCGAAAAUUACCGAAAAAUUCAAUGCCCACAACAUGGGGCCCCAACGGUCAGAGGUGCAGCUCAAGAAAGUUUGGGAGCGACUGAAAGUCAAGGCGAAGAAAAGCAAGGCUGACUUGAAACGGGAGGUGUUCAAAACUGGUGUUGGCGCGCCUCCACCAGACAUGACCUCAGAUUGUGAGCAAGUGCUCACACUCCUCGGGGAUGACAUUAAUGACAUCGGCAACCCCUAUGAUGAUGAUGCCUUGCCAUCUCAGCCAAAGUCGAACCACCAUGGUCGACUCAUCCGAUUUUCAAGGUCUCUUGUGAGAGCACGCUCCGACAUCUGGUGUGAGUUGGUGAGUUCCGAACCACUGGCACCAACACCAGAUGAAGAACAGGGCGGCAACAAAGUUGAAACAAUUGUGCCUGCCAGCCCCGUAAGGAUGACGAGCAGGCAACGUCGAGCCGGGAGGUGGAAAGCGGGCGAAGACGUAGAAGUCCGGGAGAUAGUGAAGGCCAGCACAAGCAGGGACGACGAGUUUCAGAACAAGAGGGCAAAAUUGAUGGACAUGCAAUUACGAUACAUGGAGUUGAAGCUUGAGGAGGCUGAAGCCAGAAAAGAGGAGGCAAAGAAAAAGCUUUAG
Molecule: messenger RNA, 643 nt
Organism: Eriocheir sinensis (Chinese mitten crab)
Lineage: Eukaryota; Metazoa; Arthropoda; Malacostraca; Decapoda; Varunidae
Exons: 4
Coding region: 53-643 (196 amino acids)
Source: RefSeq, a predicted model, not a curated record